GAGCACCCGGCUUCCUCGGGACUCGCCGGCUCCGGGCCCGCUCGGUGGUGCAGGCGCCAGACGGCCUGGGGGACCAUGGCCCGCGCGGCCCUGCAGUACGCCGGGCUGCUGCUGGGCGGCGUGGGCCUGGUGGGCACGGUGGCGGUCACCGUCAUGCCGCAGUGGAAGGUGUCCGCCUUCAUCGGGGCCAACCUGGUGGUGUUCGAGAGCCUGUGGGAGGGGCUGUGGAUGAGCUGCAAGAGCCAGGCCCCCUUCCGGCUGCAGUGCAAGGUCUACGACUCGCUGCUGGCCCUGCCGCCCGACCUGCAGGCGGCCCGCGGGCUGAUGUGCGCGGCGGCCGUGCUGGCCGCGCUGGCCUUCGCCGCGGCCGUCCUGGGCAUGAAGUGCACACGCUGUGUGGGGGACGACGACGCGGCCAAGAGCCCCCUGCUGCUGGCGGCCGGAGUCACGUUCGUCCUCGCGGGCCUGGUGGCGCUCACGCCCGUGAGCUGGGUGGCCAGCGGCGUCGUCCGGGACUUCUACAACCCCACGCUGGACGACGGCCGGAAGCGGGAGCUGGGCGAGGCGCUCUACCUGGGCUGGGCCUCGGCGCUGGCCCUGGUGGCCGCGGGGGCCGUCCUGUCCUGCGUCUCCUACGCCCGCGGGGAGAGCCGCAGCUACAGGUACUCCCUGCCCCCCCAGCGCGCGACCCCCCGGAGCGGCCCCUCGGAUAAGAAGCCGCUGAGCGUGUACUCCAGGAGCCAGUACGUGUAGGCGGCGCCUGUUUGCACUCGGCCCACGGAGCCACGCGCCUGGCCCCGA
Phyllostomus discolor (pale spear-nosed bat) is the source of this 801-nucleotide messenger RNA. It is a transcript of the gene CLDN8, whose product is annotated as claudin 8. Gene Ontology annotation, molecular function: structural molecule activity. Gene Ontology annotation, biological process: bicellular tight junction assembly; cell adhesion. NCBI's taxonomy places the organism in Eukaryota, Metazoa, Chordata, Mammalia, Chiroptera, Phyllostomidae. Gene Ontology annotation, cellular component: bicellular tight junction; plasma membrane. The coding region runs from base 76 to 753 and encodes 225 amino acids. The record is from RefSeq and is a predicted model, not a curated record. The transcript has a single exon.